AUGGAUAAACUCAAAAGAAGGCUUGUCAAAGGUUAUGGUAGGAAGACUAUCUCACCUAGGUGCUCUUUGAAAAUUGAUAUUCACAAGGCAUUUGAUUCUCUGCAUUGGGGAUUUGUUUUGGUUGUUGUUAAUGCUAUUGGCCUUCCUCCUACUUUCAUCAAGUGGGUUGAAGCUUGUUUCACAGGAGCUCGGUACUCUAUCUCGUUCAAUGGAAGUCUCAUAGGAUAUUUCAAAGGGCCAAAGGCUUACGACAAGGGGAAUAUUGAAUAUGUUGUGGGAAUUAUUAGGGUUUUGGAACACUUUUAUGUUGUUUCUGGCCUUAAAAUCAAUGCACAAAAAUGUGAAUUCUAUAUUGCUGGAAUAUCCCCUAGGCAAAUUGAGGAAAUCAAGCGUAUUACUGGGUUCAAUCAAGGCUAUUUACCAGUUAGAUACUUGGGAGUUCCUCUAGUUUCUAGGAAACUCUCGGACAAAGAUUGUGUUGCUCUCAUCGAUAAUAUCAGGGAACGUCUUCAUCAAUGGUCACGAAGACACUUGAGCUAUGCUGGUAGAUUAGAGCUUAUCAAAACUGUCCUGCUUAGCCUCACAAAUUUUUGGUAUAGGCAGUUAAUCCUACCCCAAUCUGUCCUUCACAGAAUUGAGCAACUAUGUUCAAGGUUCUUUUGGAAAGGUUCGGACAAGGCAACUUCGGGUGCAAGAGUGAACUAG
This is a messenger RNA of Hibiscus syriacus, 705 nucleotides long. RefSeq lists its product as uncharacterized. The transcript is spliced from 3 exons. Bases 1 to 705 code for a protein of 234 amino acids. The record is from RefSeq and is a predicted model, not a curated record. NCBI's taxonomy places the organism in Eukaryota, Viridiplantae, Streptophyta, Magnoliopsida, Malvales, Malvaceae.